AUGAUUGAAACUACAAAUCCUGGAUCUGCCAUAGACAUACAAUUGAGAGAAGACAUCACAUUUUUGUAUGUUUUCAUCGCAUUGAAGGCUUCAAUUAUAGGAUGGCAGCAUUGCAAACCAGUAAUUGUUGUUGAUGGUACAUUCUUGAAGGCAGCAUUUGGUGGCACACUUCUUGUUGCAACAACUCAAGAUGCAGCUGGAAAGCUAUUCCCACUUGCAUUUUCUGUUGUAGAUUCAGAAAAUGAUGCCUCAUGGGAAUAUUUCAUCACUAGAUUGAAACAGGCAUUUGGAACAAGACAGGGUAUCACAAUAGUGCAUGCAAGGGAACUGCCAAUCACAUCAUUAAUAAUGCACCUACAUGACCUCCAACAAGAAUACUCAUACAAACAUAGAAAAAUUACUACCGAUACAGUCACAACAUUUGCAACAAACCAUGAAGUUUUACUUUUUCAAAAUUACAUCAGCUCUCUAAAACUGCAGGUGAAACCAUCUACAAAUGAUAUCAUAACAGUGUUGGAAAAAGGUCAAAAGUACACCGUCAAUAUGAAGGAGAGAACAUGCACAUGCAAGAAGUUUGAAGUCGAGGAAAUACCUUGUCAACAUGCGGUAGCAGUUCUAAACGAGAGGCGAAUUGAACCAUAUGAGUACUGUUCAAGAUACUAUACUAAAGCAUCUAUGUUGGCGACUUAUAGUGAGACUAUGUAUCCGUUGGAGAAAGAAGAAGAAUGGAUUAUACCAUAA
Messenger RNA from Mercurialis annua (annual mercury), 741 nucleotides. RefSeq lists its product as uncharacterized. The record is from RefSeq and is a predicted model, not a curated record. The coding region runs from base 1 to 741 and encodes 246 amino acids. Lineage: Eukaryota; Viridiplantae; Streptophyta; Magnoliopsida; Malpighiales; Euphorbiaceae. Gene Ontology annotation, molecular function: zinc ion binding. The transcript has 3 exons.